AUGUCUGAACCAGAGGACAUCUCCCUUGACACGGGGUACAGCACUCCAGUUCCCGAGCUAGACGACCACAGACAUCAGUCGGUCUCAGUGCAGAAGCCUCGAUCCAGACGAGGCACUUUCGAGACUGUGCACAGCGCAAUGGCACGCAAUCCAUUCAAUCCUGACCUUGGCCUUGUCAAUGACGGGUUGCUGCAACCAAGAGCCCGAGAUUUUGAAGAAGUGAUCGUUGACGAAGAGUCCGGAGGCCCUUCCCCGCAAGCUGGCCGAAAUGGCCCGGAUAGGAGCCGCCGCGGGACUGUGACAACUCUUGACCACCGAUCAGUCUCUCCUCCCAACUCUGUGAAAGCUUUUGCCGAUGCUCGGCGUCGUGAGCGUGAGCGUGAGCUCUCCAUCUCUGAACCCAAUUCUGUCAAAGCUUUCGCUGAAGCCCGACGUCACGAGGAUUACGACCUUCAUCGGACUGUAUCAGGAGUCAGUGGUCGAAGCCGUCGCACCCGACGCUAUACAAAUGAUAACGAUGGCAAAAGCUUUGCUCUCUCUAGCAAAUCGGCCGAAGACGAUGUUUGUUUUCCUUUGCAUAACUCUGCAAAUAAGGACGAGCUCCAGAUUGAUUUUGAAGGUCUUGAAGACUUCAUUGCUGAGGAAGAAAGUAGCGCGAAGAAUUCCCCAAUGAAACAGCCUCAACCACGUAUAUUCUAUGAUCUCUCUCAGAAAAUGGGGCAGGACCCGACCAUCUCCGCGGAUGGCGAUGUGGUCUCAGCCGGAUCUCCUUCAGUGAAUGAGAAGAACGAGAAAGAUGAUAGUAGUUUGCGUGAGUUCGAUAUGGAUUAUUCCCAGCCGGACAUCAACAGGUUCGAAUACUUCUCGUCGUUAGGAGAGUCGACUAUUCACGCUGCCGAACUUGGUGGUUUGAUCCUACCCGGGGAAGAUAUCCGCACACUCUUCACGCUUCCUCAGGGUGAGGAUGAGGAUGGUGUCUGGUGGUUGAACAUGAACAAUCCGACAGAUGAAGAGAUACGAGUGAUCUGCAAAGCCUUUGGAGUCCACCCUUUGACCAUUGAGGACAUUGGGACACGGGAAGCACGUGAAAAGAUCGAGCUCUUUCCCUCAUACUAUUUCGCCUGUUUCAGGUCGUUCCAGGUCCAAGAGAUCGACGAUGGGCAGCAGUAUGAACCCUUUAAUAUCUACGUGGUGGUAUUCCGUCAGGGAACUCUUAGUUUCAGCUUCUCGCCCAACCCACAUGCUGGUCACGUCCGAAAGAGGAUCACGAUGCUUAAAGAUUACGUGGCUCUAAGCAGUGACUGGAUAUGCUAUGCUCUGAUUGAUGACAUUGUCGACUCGUUUGCCCCAAUCAUCACCAACAUUGAGCUCGAGACAGAUAUGAUCGAAGACCAAGUGUUCAUUGCGAGGACCCAUGAUAUGCAUGCAUUCCUGCGUAAGAUAGGCAUGGUUCGCAAGAAUGUCAUGGGCCUAAUGAAACUCUUGGGGGGUAAAGCCGAUGUUCUCAAGGGUUUCACUAAACGCUGCAAUGCCAAUUACAAGGUCACACCUCGUAUGGAUAUCGGCCUGUAUCUUGGUGAUAUCCAAGAUCACGUCGUCACCAUGAUGACCAGUUUGGCUCAUUUCGAGAAAAUGCUCUCCCGCUCACACAGUAAUUACCUGGCUCAACUUUCCAUUGACAACAUUACCCAGGGCAACAAUGCGAAUAAGGUCCUCAGCAAGAUCACCCUCUUGGCCUCAAUCUUGGUUCCUCUGAACUUGGUCUGUGGUAUGUUUGGUAUGAAUGUCGAGGUCCCCUGGCGAAAUGUUGACAAUCUUGGACCCUUCUUUGGCAUCCUAGGUGUCCUUAUUCUUUUCGUCAUAAUCUCCCUUGGCAUUGCGAAGAAGUACAAAUACAUAUAA
Messenger RNA from Amorphotheca resinae ATCC 22711, 1902 nucleotides. RefSeq lists its product as hypothetical. The transcript has 2 exons. Gene Ontology annotation, cellular component: plasma membrane. NCBI's taxonomy places the organism in Eukaryota, Fungi, Ascomycota, Leotiomycetes, Helotiales, Amorphothecaceae. Gene Ontology annotation, biological process: intracellular magnesium ion homeostasis; magnesium ion transmembrane transport. Bases 1 to 1902 code for a protein of 633 amino acids. Gene Ontology annotation, molecular function: magnesium ion transmembrane transporter activity. The record is from RefSeq and is a predicted model, not a curated record.